AUGCUAUCCAUACCGCGCAGAGCAGAACGGUCGGAUUCCACCAUUAGUGCAUCGAUUGCAGAGCGUCUGAAAGAAUUGCGUACCAAAUUUGCGAACCGUACAGAGACGAUUCGCUUACAAACCAUCUUGAAACCAAAAGAGGCUAGUUCCGAGGAGGAAGACGAUGAAGAAACAGAACUAUCAAAAACCGAGGCGAACGAGUUGCGUAUCGAUGUGGCUGGCACCGGAACCGAGGAGGCUCGACCGCCAUGGUGGCGUCGUUAUCCAAACCGUAGAUUAGUUCUACGGCAGCCGUUUUGUACGGCCUGUUUGGCACCACAUCGGAAACAUUUUAUCACAUUGUCUGACAAACCAAUCAUUCGCGUGGAAGAUACCAGUGUGAUGAAAGAACCGUCACCAAAACCGGAAGAGCAAGAAGAUCAGCCGGAAAUAAUUGGUCAGGAGUUUCUGGAAACCAUAGAAUUUUCUUGUCCCAUUCCUGCAUGGAUUCCUGGACCGAAGGUCAUCUUUGCCAGCUCGUUCUCUCAGUACAGUGCUUUCUAUCUCUUGUGGUUAUUGUGUGUAACGCUGGCCGUGUUGUACAACUAUGUCACAAUACCUUUACGUGAAGCGUUUGACAUCUACGAUGUUGAACCAUAUCGAUUCUAUUGGUAUAUUGGAAAUGUUAUUUCUGACGGAUUAUAUUUGCUGGACAUGAUAAUCGUUCGACCCCGAUUGGAGUUUAUUGAAAGCGGAUCGAUUGUAACGGACUACAGUUCAUGUGCCAAGCAUUACGUGAAGAGUUUGCAGUUCAAAUUUGUGCUCAGACAGUUGACAGCUGACAUGCUCGCUGUAUUUCAGUCGCGUGGUGGUCGUGUCUCAACAAUAGCUCAAUUGCUUGCGGUUUCGGAUGCACUGGCACGAACGACUCCGCCUGCCGAGGCACAUUUGCAGUCUCUUUUAUAA
Molecule: messenger RNA, 945 nt
Organism: Echinostoma caproni
Lineage: Eukaryota; Metazoa; Platyhelminthes; Trematoda; Plagiorchiida; Echinostomatidae
Source: the annotation of a GenBank genome assembly